Messenger RNA from Darwinula stevensoni, 417 nucleotides. Lineage: Eukaryota; Metazoa; Arthropoda; Ostracoda; Podocopida; Darwinulidae. The record is from the annotation of a GenBank genome assembly.
AUGAAGUUCGGCCGAGUUCAGAGCAUUCAUUUGUUGGGUCAAGAUGAUGGAGGAGAUGUGAAUAGUGCAACGGUUUCGUUUGUGGACAUCCGAUCGGCUACGAAAGCAAGGAGUGCCGAUCACCGAUUAGAGGAUCGGACGUUGCGAACCGAUUAUUAUGAUCCCAGUGCGGGGGUUCCUGGGUGCAAUAGUGUCGGGGGUGGGGGUGGUUGUAGUGGUGGGGGUGGAACCACUGGUGCGAGUACGGGAUGUGCAGCUGUGCCGAAUGGUGGUGCGGUGAGUGGUGCCCAGUGUGGCGGUAGUGGUGGUGGCACGGGUGCGAACAUCCUCAACAGCAGCGGCGGGAACAGCGUUGCGGCGAACGGGAAUGGGGAAUUCCUCCGGUCCCCACGGUAUGGCCAUGGGCUUAGCCCCUGA